AUGGGAAGACACCGCGUGGCACUGGUGUCGGAUUUUUUUUUCCCGGGGUUUGGCGGGGUGGAAGUGCACAUCUACAAUGUUGCCCAGUGCCUGAUGCGAAGAGGACACAAGGUGGUUGUGAUAACCAGGGCAUACGGCGACAGGUGCGGUGUACGCUAUUUUACCAAUGGUAUGAAGGUGUAUUACUUGCCUUUGUUGGCGGUGAAGCUCCCUCCCGGAUCAGUGACUCUCCCGACGUGGUUUUUGAGCUUUCCGCUGCUGAGGUCAGUAUUUAUUCGCGAACGGAUUACUGUCGUUCACGGUCAUCAAACGACAUCAAAUUUGUGUCACGAGGCCCUUUUUCAUGCUGGCACGUUGGGCUUGAAGACGUGUUUUACGGAUCAUUCACUUUUUGGUUUCGCUGAUGCUGCUUCAAUUCAUAUUAACAAAGUAUUGGAAUGGAGCCUGCGCAACGUCGAUCAGGUAAUAUGUGUGAGCAAUACUUCGAAGGAGAACACCGUUCUUAGAGCGAGAAUAGAACCGGAGCGGGUCAGCGUGAUCCCUAAUGCGACAGAUACCUCGGUCUUUGCUCCUCCAGAGGAUAUGAAAUACAAGUCAUGGGCCUCAAAGGUCGACAAGGAGGGAUUAACGAUUGUGGUCAUCGCUCGUCUUGUGUACCGUAAAGGCUCGGAUCUUUUUGUUGAUGUUAUUCCUGAGAUAUGCAAAAGGCAUCCCGAAAUCAAGUGGAUUAUCGGCGGCGAUGGCCCUCGUAAAUCACAGAUUCAGCAGAUGAUAGAGCGUCACAACUUGAUGGACCGCGUGAAAAUGCUGGGAUCGCUUGCGCACUCUGAGGUGCGGAGCGUGCUAAACCAAGGACAGAUUUUUUUGAAUUGCAGCUUGACAGAGGCUUUCUGCAUCGCGUUAAUUGAGGCAGCGUCAUGCGGAAUGCUGGGUGUAUCAACACGUGUGGGGGGCGUCCCUGAGGUACUGCCGCCAAACAUGCUGCUGCUAGCGGAACCUGACCCAGCUUCAAUCACGGCAGCGCUAGAAGAAGCUAUUGUUCGCGUUCCCUAUUUGUCUCCAUGGGAAAUUCACGAGAGUGUUAGACGGUUUUACAGUUGGGAUUGGGUAGCAGAACGCACGGAGCGAGUAUACGAUAGGAUUUUUAACACAACAACACCAUCAAUGUAUGAACGUUUGAUGAACUACGCGUCGGUGGGCUUGCUGUAUGGAGUUAUAUGUUGGCUUCUUUGUGUUACCGAUUGGAUUCUGCGUAGAUUUUUGGACUACUGGUUUCCGGAGGAUAUGAUCGACGUAGCUCCUGACUUCCCACUUGAGUUGUAUUCCAGAAAUCGCGAGAAACUUAAUGCUCUUGAGAAGGGUGUUUGA
Trypanosoma cruzi is the source of this 1368-nucleotide messenger RNA. Its product is annotated as N-acetylglucosaminyl-phosphatidylinositol biosynthetic protein, putative. The coding region runs from base 1 to 1368 and encodes 455 amino acids. Gene Ontology annotation, cellular component: glycosylphosphatidylinositol-N-acetylglucosaminyltransferase (GPI-GnT) complex. The transcript has a single exon. Gene Ontology annotation, biological process: GPI anchor biosynthetic process. Gene Ontology annotation, molecular function: phosphatidylinositol N-acetylglucosaminyltransferase activity. The record is from RefSeq and is a predicted model, not a curated record. Lineage: Eukaryota; Euglenozoa; Kinetoplastea; Trypanosomatida; Trypanosomatidae.